AUGGGUAAAACACAGAAGAAAAACAGUAAAGGUCGUCUAGAUAGGUACUACUACCUGGCAAAAGAAAAGGGGUACCGUGCUCGUUCUUCCUUUAAAAUCAUCCAAAUCAAUGAAAAAUUUGGUCAUUUCUUGGAGAAAUCCAAGGUCGUCAUUGACUUGUGUGCGGCUCCUGGUUCUUGGUGUCAGGUUGCAUCAAAGUUAUGUCCAAUCAAUUCGUUAAUUAUUGGUGUUGAUAUUGUUCCCAUGAAAUCAAUGCCCAAUGUUAUCACAUUCCAGAGUGAUAUUACCACCGACGACUGUCGUUCGAAGUUGAGAGGUUAUAUGAAGACCUGGAAGGCUGACACAGUGCUGCAUGACGGUGCCCCUAACGUUGGUUUGGGUUGGGCCCAGGAUGCCUUCACGCAAUCUCAUUUGACUUUACAGGCACUGAAACUAGCUGUCGACAAUCUAGUAGUUAACGGUACAUUCGUUACUAAAAUUUUCAGAUCGAAGGACUACAACAAACUAAUGUGGGUCUUCCAGCAACUGUUUGAAAAGGUCGAAGCUACUAAACCCCCUGCGUCGAGAAAUGUGUCUGCUGAAAUUUUCGUUGUUUGUAAGGGUUUCAAGGCACCCAAGAAACUGGAUCCCAGACUGCUGGAUCCAAAGGAAGUUUUUGAAGAAUUGCCAGAUGGACCACAAAACAUGGAAUCCAAAAUCUACAACCCGGAGAAAAAGGUGAGGAAAAGACAAGGUUACGAGGAAGGUGAUAACCUAUUAUACCAUACAGCGCCAAUCCUGGAUUUCAUCAAAGACGAAGACCCCAUUACAAUGCUUGGAAAGCUGAAUAAGUUCACGAUAGAUGAGGAUGACCACGAGUGGCAGAUUGUCAAGAAAAUGAAGCAAACAAACAAAGAACUACUUGCCUGUAUAGAAGAUUUGAAGGUUCUUGGUAAAAAGGACUUUAAGAUGAUCUUGAGAUGGCGUAAGAAUGCUAGGGACCUUCUUGGUGUGGGUCAAGAUGAAGAAAAGCCGGAAAUUGAGGUUACGAAAUUGACAGAGGAAGAACAGAUUGAAAAGGAACUGGAGCAAUUGCAAGAGAAGCAUCGUCUUGAUAAGAAGCGUGAAAAGAGAAAGAAGAAUGAGAUAAAACAGAAGGAAAUAAUCAGGAUGCAACUGAAUAUGAUUAACCCCAAGGAUCUUGGUAUUGAUGCAGCUAAUAUUGGUAAGGAGUCGCUGUUCAACUUGAAGACCGCUGAAAAGACUGGUAUUUUGGAUAAGCUAGCUAAGGGUAAGAAACGGAUGAUUUUUACCGACGACGAACUUGCAAAGGACAAUGACAUCCAUAUCGACGAAUCUCUGAUUUUGGAUAAAGAUAAAUACGCUGAGGCUGAUGAUCUAGAAUCUCAAUUAGAAUCGAUGUACGAAAAUUACAAGACCCGGAAGUCUGAAAGAGAUGCUAAUUUUAGGGCUAAGUUAGCUCGGGGUGGUGAUCAUGACGACGAAUGGACUGGGUUUUUAGAAAAGGCAAAACAAUCUGAUGAUGAAGAGGAGAAGAAGGAUUACAUUGAAGAGGAGACCGAUGAGAACUUAUCUGAUGAAGAUGAUGAUGAAGCUAUCAAUAGUUUGAUCAGUAAGUUAAAAGGGAAGUCAGGCGAGGGCAAAUUGAGCUCGAAAGCCGCGUCCUUGUUUAAUGAUCCCAUUUUUGAAAACAUCACGCCUGAUUUUGCCCAGCCCAAGCCUGACAAUACUUCUUCUUCUGAAUCAGUCGGCGACAUCUCUAAAUUGAUGAAAAGUAAGAAGAGAACUCAUAGAGAGGCUACAGGAAGCGAAAGCGAAGACAGCAGCGAUGAGAGUUCUUCUGAUGGUGAAUCAUCUGACUUUGAGGUUGUUGCGAAUGAAGAUUCGGAUAUUGAGGAGAUAGACUCUGAUUAUGAUUCUGAGGAAGAAAGGAAUCAAACUCAGAAGGAAAAGCACAACAAAGAACUGGACAUUGCUACCGCAGAAGCUAUGACUCUGGCUCAUCAACUAGCCACGGGACAAAGGACCAAGCAUGAUCUAGUCGAUGAAGGAUUUAAUAGAUAUGCCUUUCGUGAUAGCGAAACAUUGCCUUCAUGGUUUACUGAGGAUGAAAAGCAGCAUUCCAAAAUUAACAGACCCAUCACGAAAGAAGCUGUUAUGGCAUUGAAGGAGAAGAUGAAGGUUUUGAAUGCCCGUCCUAUCAAGAAGAUAGCAGAAGCAAAGGCCAGAAAGAAAAUGCGUGCUGUUUCCCGUUUGGAAAAGAUCAAGAAGAAGGCUGGUUUAAUCAACGAUGAUAGUGACAAGUCUGAAAAAGAUAAGGCAGAAGAAAUUUCUAAACUGAUGCGCAAGGUCAGUAAGAAACAGAGAAGCAAACCGCAAGUCACGUUGGUCUAUGCCUCUGGUAGAAAUAGAGGUCUGGCGGGUAGACCAAAGGGUGUCAAGGGUAAGUACAAGAUGGUUGAUGGUGUUAUGAAGAACGAACAAAGAGCAUUGAGACGUAUUGCGAAGAAAAAUAAGAAGAAAUAG
Molecule: messenger RNA, 2526 nt
Organism: Huiozyma naganishii CBS 8797
Lineage: Eukaryota; Fungi; Ascomycota; Saccharomycetes; Saccharomycetales; Saccharomycetaceae
Gene: SPB1
Product: 27S pre-rRNA (guanosine2922-2'-O)-methyltransferase
Exons: 1
Coding region: 1-2526 (841 amino acids)
Biological process (GO): rRNA methylation; maturation of LSU-rRNA from tricistronic rRNA transcript (SSU-rRNA, 5.8S rRNA, LSU-rRNA); maturation of 5.8S rRNA from tricistronic rRNA transcript (SSU-rRNA, 5.8S rRNA, LSU-rRNA)
Cellular component (GO): nucleus; preribosome, large subunit precursor; nucleolus
Molecular function (GO): rRNA (uridine-2'-O-ribose)-methyltransferase activity; rRNA (guanine) methyltransferase activity
Source: RefSeq, a predicted model, not a curated record